Molecule: messenger RNA, 9240 nt
Organism: Entelurus aequoreus (snake pipefish)
Lineage: Eukaryota; Metazoa; Chordata; Actinopteri; Syngnathiformes; Syngnathidae
Gene: trps1
Product: trichorhinophalangeal syndrome I
Exons: 11
Coding region: 663-4757 (1364 amino acids)
Biological process (GO): regulation of transcription by RNA polymerase II
Cellular component (GO): nucleus
Molecular function (GO): zinc ion binding; DNA-binding transcription factor activity; RNA polymerase II transcription regulatory region sequence-specific DNA binding
Source: RefSeq, a predicted model, not a curated record
AUGUCCUGUCACUGCAAAGCGACAACAGCUCUGUCAACUAAAUAACAACAAUAGUCACAACAAACCGGGAGCUCCCUCGCGUACUAACCGUCGGCUCUUUAAUGGCCGAGUAAGGGGGAUGUUUGGCUGAACGACAGCCUUAAAAAUCCGCCACUCAUUUGGUCGCUGCUGUGUAUAGUGAAUGAACAACUAUAUUUGUGUUUCCUGCGAAUGAGAUAGUCAACUUGUACGCGACAACAACAAAGAGACAGCCUGCUUUAGCCUCCAUCUUUAGCAUGCUAGCACGGAGCUAGCUCGUCUGUGAUCAACAGGUGUGUUAAAGUGGACAAGUGGGACUCUGGAUUCAGGACCUGCUUUUAAAACCUCUCCCAGGGAUCUGCACGACGUAAGACCCCAGUGGAUGCUAUGUGGACUUUAAGACCCUCCUGAUAAAGUUAAAGAAGCCGAAGGGUUGGCCGCGAUGGACCUGCGUGGACUCCGACAGCGGUCCUGCUAAAAAAAAAGGAGCGGAUGGAUUAGUGCAAGCUCCACUCCCGCUCGAUUUCUGCUUCCCAUUAGCGGAGCGGCCUACAACUGCCGGACGGACCUCCGGGGCCCAACUGAGCCGCUUCAACAGAACUGAUGCCCAGGCCCGGAAUCUGGUAUAAUGUUUUCAUAACCUGAUGAACAUUAGAGAAAUGGUGAGGAAGAAGAAUCCCCCUAUCCGGAGCGUGGGAGGUGAGGAAGAAGAGGAGGAAGAGGGGAGGAGGUCGGCAGGCGAGGAAGAAGAGGACGACGGCGAGGAGGAAGGGCGAGUGGCAACGGAGGCCGACCGGAUAAGUCGCCCCUCCGAACCCGAGGAGCGCGUCCGAGGAGAUGAGGAGCAGGACGAGGAGGAAGGAGAAAGUGAGUGCAUUUCCUCAUCUCUCUCGCCCUCGUCCGUCGGCACCGAGGAGCGAGGCGGGAGGAGGGGGGGAGGCGGAGGUAGCGGGGGUGAAGGGGGCAGGACUCCGCAAGCAGGACCCAGACCUGAGAGCCAGUCAGACCCUGAGGACGUCAACAAGGCGGGCGACGAGGACGACGAUGGAGACCUCACCUCCACUCGCCCCACUGCGGCACGCCUCCUCCACGCGAGGCAGGACCUGGCCGGCGAGGAGGCGACCAUAGACACGCCUCCGCUCUCCUCCAGCCCCUCCCCCAAACUCCAGGACUUCAAGUGCAACGUGUGCGGUUAUGGUUACUAUGGCAACGACCCCGCCGACCUGGUGAAGCACUUUAGGAAGUAUCACCUCGGCCUGCACAACCGCACACGGCAGGACGCUGCCCUCGACACACACAUCCUGGCUCUCCACAACAUGGCGCCCCCACACACACCUCUAGACUUCCAGGCAGGACACGGACCCAGGAACCAAGCCAAAGAGUCUGGCAAGAGCAGGUCGGAGCUCCACAAUCAGCAGCACAGGACGGUGAUGAUGAACGGCACAUAUGACGUCCAGGUGACGUUGGGCGGCACGCUAAUCGGAAUCGGCCGCAAGACCUCGGAUUGCCAAGGCAACACCAAGUACUUCCGCUGCAAAUUCUGCAACUUUACCUACAUGGGCAGCAAUUCUCUAGAACUGGAGCAACACUUCCUGUCCACGCAUCCCAAUAAAGUCAAAACCCCGCCAGACACCCCCCUGCUCACUAACGACAACCAGAUUAAGGGGAGGAGCCCGAUUGUAGAGGGUUCCGAAAGAGUGGCAGUACGAGCAGAAGAUGACUCUCUUGUCGGGUAUUCUAUCCCGAUCCGGGCUGAUUCGUCGGGUUGGCCGGUGGAGGGCGCACAGGGGGCGUACUACUGGUGCAAGUACUGCAGCUGGAGCUGCGAGUGGACGGGAGGGUCGGCCAAGCUUUUGGAGCACUAUGAGCAACGACAUAGGGCGAACACGGGGAGCCCCAACGACCUCAAUCCUGGAGAAAGAGGAAGGAGAAGGGAAGGAGAGUUAUCCAAAAGUCGCAAGGAUCUGCUGUCUAGCACCAGCCAAGGCGACCCCAACAGCAGCGACACAGAAGCGGUGGUCACCAGCUACAACUGUCAGCUGUGCGACUUCCGCUACUCUAUGGCCCACAGCGCCGACGUGAUCGUCGUGGCGCCAUUGCUGCUGCACUACCAGCACAACCACUCCAUCCACCGCUGCUGCAUCCAGCACUGCAUGUACUGUCCCAGAGGGCUCUGUCAGCCGCAGAAGCACCUAGGCGAGGUGUCCCAUCCCUUUGCUUGCCGGAAGCCCACCUGUUCCAAAUGUUGUGGCAAAUUCCCUGCGUCCACGAACCAGCAUGACACUGGCGGUUUGACCCCUCCUCAACCCAGAAGUGACCCCAGCGUGACCUUUCACCCCUCUAAUCCUGUUGUCUCUCAAGGCGUCACCCAUCUGUGCGACCAGUGCGCCUUCGCCACCGGCGACAUCGACGUGCUGCUCCAGCACUACGACAGCUGUCACAGCCUGAUUAACUUAAAGGGGGCACCGCCACACGUCAAGGCGGAGGAGGAGGCUGGGCUGGACGGCAAGGACGAGGGCCGUGGUGGUGGCGAGAGGGAAUACUCAUGCACAAAGUGCCACUUCAUCACGGAGGUGGAGGAGGAGAUUUUCAGACACUACAGGCGUGUCCACUCGUGUUGCCGCUGCCGACACUGCGACUUCACGGCCCCCGAUUCGUCUGCUCUCCUCGACCAUUUCAACACGGCCCACUGUCACGAAACUCCGCCACCGCUGAGCUCGUUGGCGACGCCGACCCUGACUCUCUCUGCAAACGGCUGCUCGGCACCCUCUACCUUAGCCAUCAAGGAGGAGAGCAAGGGUGAUCUUCGCCUGCUUUAUUCCCUGGCGCCGCCCGAGGGACGCCUGGCUGAGGGUGGCCGGGAGGAGAUGAUAAAAAGUGAGGGCGGCGAAGAGAAAGCGAGAGAGCGGGAGAAAGGCUGGGUGCUCGGGGAGACGAGAGGCGGCGAGCAGGCCCAUGGUCUCCUCUGGGUGCCAAAGGAGCGAAUGGGACCUGAAAGAGGGACGGGAGGCGGGAGCCCCUCGAUUUUCCACUCGCCGCUGUCAGUAUCGUUUAUUUCUGCCAACCACGAAUCCUCGGAGCAUAAACGAGGUGUGGCCUCGCCAAGCAUGGUCUACCUGGGAGAUACCAAGUCCUUUUUGGGAGACGCCAAGCUCUACGGAGGAGGGAGGCGGCCUGGAGGCGGAGCCACCACCACCGCUAUCGGAGGGGAGAAAUUGAGCCAGAUACCCCCUCAGCAGCAAUAUGCAGGAGGAGGCAGUGGAAGUGUGGGAGGACAGGAAGUGAAAGCUGCUAAAGAAGAGUCCCAGUCGCUGUUACGGAGGCGACGAGGCAGCGGGGUCUUUUGUGCCAACUGUCUGACCACCAAGACGUCGCUGUGGAGGAAGAACGCCAACGGGGGCUACGUCUGCAAUGCCUGCGGGCUGUACCAGAAGCUGCACUCGACGCCCAGACCUCUGAACAUCAUCAAGCAGAACAACGGCGAGCAAAUAAUCCGACGGCGGACUCGUAAGCGCCUCAACCCAGACACGAUGCCCCCGGAGAACCCGGCGCCCAAGCAGCAGCGCAUCUCCGGCGAGGAGCGCGUCAACGGCGACGAGGCGGGCGACAGGAGCUGCUCUUCGGUCAAAAGCCAGCAGCCGUCGCCUCGCUCUCGAUCGCCUCGCUCCACGCAGGCUUUCCUCGCCAACCAGACCCUAGAGAUCCACAGACGGAUGCCGCCUCUGCUCCUACCCUCGCAUCCAUCCUCUCUGCUGGCUGAGGGCAACGGGGGCGUCGGCGAGGGCGGCGUGCUGACCAAGAUGGAGGGGAAAGGCGGCGGCAGCUCUGAGAGAGGAAGUCCAAUCGAGAAGUACAUGCGACCAUCCAAACCCUCCAGUUACUCUCCUCCUGGAUCCCCCAUCGAGAAGUACCAGUACCCUCUCUUCCCCUUGCCCCUUCCUCUCACACUCUCCCCAGACUUGACCCCUGAAUCCGACUGGCUCCAAUUCUGGACCAAGUACAAGAUGGCGGCCACCUCCGGCAUGGGCCCUGGAAGCCUCGCCAAUAGUUACCUGGGCGCCAUGGUGACGCCAGUGCAGCAGCAUCAUCAACAGAGCUACACGGUGCCUUACUGCGCCUCCCCUUACUCGCCACUUCCUCCGCCGCCGGCCCCUGCUCACUACCCGGCCCCGCCCCUUCACCCUCAAACGUCCUCCUCGCUAGAAAGCGACGCCCCCUUGGAUCUCGCCACAAGGCAACGCGACGCCACAAACUGCACGGAAAAGAGCACGUGCGAGGAGAAGUCGCGGAAAGGCGAGGAGGACGGGGAGGAGACGGGGGGGUCGAGGGCCACGGCGGAUGCGGCGACGCAGGACGAUCCCAGCAACCGCUGCCUUCAUUGCGGCAUCUACUUUCUGGACGAGGUCAUGUACGCCCUGCACAUGAGUUGCCACGGCGACCAGGGGCCGUACCAGUGCAGCUUCUGCCUGCACACCUGCGCCGACCGCUACGACUUCACCACGCACAUCCAGCGAGGCCUACACAAGGACAGGAAGCCUCAGGACGACCAGGAGGCGGCGGCGGUCGAUGGCGAGGAAAGCGGGGUGAACGCAGACGAGCGAGCUCAAGACACUUCGGCUGAAGACGCUCGGGAGGAGGUCGGCGAGCAGCAGGAAGCGGCGGGGGACGCCGGCGAAGCUAUGGAUGCCGCCCCGGAAGUGGUAGGCGACGCGGCGCUUGAAGCCAUGGAGGCUCAUUAACAACAUGAAUAACAUCAGAUCAAUGAAAACAUCCCAAUGCUGGAAGCACUCAGACUCAAUACAGCUGACCUUUGAACCGCUGCAGGGACAGUCGGGGAGAAUAACUGUGGUCCACUUUUUGUUGAAAUUCUUUUUGAGAGGAGGCAUCGCUCAGACUACUUUUCUCUCUCUCUCUCUCUCUCGGUACAACCGGAUUUAAUCUGGUCCCCCCUGUGCCAAACCAAAUUGAAAGUGGUGCGAGCCAGAACCAAGCAAGAACCACAAAUCAAAGACUAUUCCUGGUUCAGUGUGGACCUGGUUUGCCCAUUCAAGCCAGUUCCAACUGGCUGCCUAAUAAAGCCAGUAGAAACUGGCUGAAACUUGCAGAAUCAAAGCAGUGUAUCCUGGGUAAAAAAAAAAAAAAAAUGGUGCCCUGGAUUGAAGUGUUCCUCGUUUGGAACCAAGUGACUUGUUCUUCUUUUUCUAUUCCUACUUCCUCUGUGCCAUUAUACUAGCGCCGUGCCUGGCUGCCUGCCUGAUAGAACAAUCUAUUAACCUGCUUAACAUUUGUAUCCAGAAACAAUAAUAUUAUUGUUAUAGUAAGAAAACAUGCAAUUUCAUACACUUUUCUUAUAUAAUGUUCUCUUUUGUACAAGGCUUUUUUCAGGACUUGGUGUUGUGUUACAGAAAUGGUACGGGAAAAAAAUAAUAAUAAUAGUGUGUGUGUUUGUAUGAUUGUGUGUAAGGGUCAAAGGGCGCGUCCGUCCACCCCCACCAAACCCCCCCCCCCCGCCCCCCGCCCUCCACGGAUGUAAACAUAAUGAAGGUUUGCUAUUUCAGUCCUCAGGGGUCACACGUGUUGCACACCAGCCUGCCUACAUUUUAUUUUAUUCUUUAACGUAGCUAUCAUCAUGUUCUCAUCACGUUAACUUCUGCAUCGUUUACCGUGCGGCGGCAUCCGUCGGUCACGUCGCGGUUAUUUAAAAGAUGUUUUUCUACUGUUUACAUUGAAAAGUGUUUUUUUUUUUUUUUUCACUUGUUUGACAUAGAAAACAAAUCUGCCUUGCUGCCUUAGUUGCUAGUGAACAAAAAUCAUAGAAAUGAAGGAAAAAGCCUUAGAUUAUUUUUCUAUCCACAAAAGGUGUCCCGCCGAGUGCCUGCUAACUUUUUCUCUACUUAACAUGUUUUUGUCAAAUAACGAUGUCAACUAUUGUAAUCAUCAACACUUAUUUACACCCCGAUUUAGUUAAACGUGCAUUUUUAAUUGGCGAUUAUCGACUGUCGUGACUCUAAGGGACAUCUAUGGCGCCACCCUGAUGGUUGUGGUCAAAAUGCUUUUGAAGACAUCCUUAGUUUUGUCAUCAUCAGACAAUUUAUCAGUAACUUAUGAACAAUUAUUUGCUAAAUUUUGCUUGAUGGCAUGUUUAACCAUUCUUGCUGAAAUGUUACACUCGUGUUUGUCGCUCCCCAAAAGUUCUGCACAACAUUGUGUGUUAAAUUACACUGGGUUGUUUUCAAGUCAAUCACUUGGCUUAAUAACAGCGCCAACAUGCGGUGUGUAGCACUGGCAACACAAUAGGAGUGCAUGUUUUUGCACAUUUUCACUUGUUAGUGCGCAACGGUUCAGGAGUAAAGGUUACAGAUACAACUGAAAGCUGCAAGCAACGUUAAACGGGGCCCUCAGACCCCCGUGCAACUCGCUCAAACAUGAAUGCGUACUUACAGGUACUGACCCAUCCAGCACUUUAAGGUGUCAUCAUCAAAAUCUGAAUUUGUAGAAAUGAGUUAUAAAUAUUAAAAGUAUUGUGGCGAGCCAUCAUAUUAAAGUUUGGCACAAUGCCAUAGGCAAAAUACCUUCGCAAUUUAUAAUCGCCCUUCAGUCCGCUAUAUAUCAUUUUAACUUCAUUUGGUCAAAAUCCCUAGAAUGAGUUUGUUAAAAGUACGACCCCUUUUUUUGGCCUAAAAAUGGCCAAAAAGCACAGCAUCAUUGUUUAUUUUCAAUGAUGGGUUUUUGAAAAUCGUACGUGUGUCCUGUCACAAAUCGUGUAGAUACGUGAAACGGGUGGCAGGUGCUAAUUUUCGAGGGGGCGCUAAGGGGGUGAAAUUUUGUGGUAGGAACCACUAAAAUAUAACAAUAUUCGUCGGACAUUAUGCUCUUGCAAAAUUGGUGUGUUUUCAUGCUUAAGUGCCUCAGGAUUUGCAAUCAAAGUGGGAAAAUAAUAUCACAUGAAACAAUUUCAAUCGGGCCUCUGCUAAAGAUGCACUAAAGACGAACAAUUAGUUGCCAUUCAUGAACAGCCCAUUUACAAGACGGCGGCACUUGCAAAAUCCCACUGACGUCUCUUACGCAAAAGGGCUUUUGUUUACUCGGCUGGAAAUGUGCUGUAUUUUUCGAUUAGCUUAGACUCGUCAUCCCAACAACUUAGUAGAAAAAUGUACUCGAUAACGCUCCCGCAAAAAAAUACUAAAAAAAAUGACACUUUGGUUUGUUGUCAUUUCAAUAGCUAUAUUUAUGUAUGUAUGGUUUUUAAUGCCGGAUGUCCUUCUUGAUGCACCCUUAGCCAUUAAAGGCAGUGUACUAUUACACCACAAGUGGCUUUUUAGUUUUUAAUAAAAAAAUAACUGCUGUUAUGAUUUAUACAGUUUUACACUUCCGAUACGUUUUUGUUUUUUUGUUUUUUUUCAGAAAAAAGUCUGAAGUUUGUCGUUUCUAACAAUGAAAAAAAAAACGCUUUUUAAGAAAAAUAAAAAAUGAAGCUUUUCCAAAUAGUUUUUAAUUUGAGCGCAUUGCUUUUCAUAUGUUGCGGUAGAAAAUGGAUGGAUGCUUUUCAUAUGAGAAAUAGCAAGGGCGUCCCCAGUCAAAUAUAAAAACAGAAAUCAGAUCCUAAACAUCCGAUAUUAGAACUCAGUCUUUUGCUAAUGUCCCCUUUUUGCUAGUUCAGCAGACAGACCACAGAUAAUCUCAAUUUGAGAGCCUUUUAACAGUAUUUACUUUAAAACUUUGUACAAGUGAACAUGCAGAAAUAAAGUAUGUCAAUAGAACUUACAUGACAUCCAAAUUCAGUUAUUUGUGACAGUCCAACAUCAAUGAAACAAAUGUGCUAGCUCGAUGCUAAUUUACAUUGGAAAGGCUAUAUACAUGAUGCUAAUUAGCAUUAGCGAUUUAAACACCUCCGAAUUUGGUAAUGAAAACUACAACCAAGAUACAGUACGUGUUACAAUUGAGCAUGUGAUGUGUAAUAAGUACAAUUCUAACAGUAUGAAUAUUUUGUAAAGAAAAAUACCAGACUAGCACAUUCAAGCUAAUGGCAGAAAGUACUUCCUGACUACGGUAACACACAUAGGAUAAGCUGAAAUUAAUACCUGUAAAUAAGCCAAAUAAGUGUAGGAAAACAAAAUAAAUAGUAUAUUGUCCAUUCAGUCAAUACUCCAGGUUGUAAUAUCGGAAAUGGAAAAAUUGGAUCGAGACACCAGUUGUCUUUAGCCAAACUAGUCUGACAAAUCAUCGCCACGACAGUUUUCGUAUCUAUUUUUGCGGCUUCACUCACAAAAGCACGUUGCCGUGUAAACAAGCAGCCAAGACAACGUAAAUAUGCAUUUUUUUUUUUUUGUCCAUAUCAACGCUAAAAACACAGGCCUGUAAAUGCUUCCCAUGGGUUUGCCACCUGCGUCCUGUCCAAUGCCAUCCCUUUGUUUAUAAAUAAAAGCUUGAUCCCAAAGGUUGCGCUUGAUAUAGCAAAAAAAUAUCACGUUCAACACCCGUAAUUGUAUUCCUCUUAUAUGUGUAGCUUCUCUCCAACCAACAAGAAGCUAACGUGUUGCUUCUUUCCUUUUGUUCUUUCUCCGUCUACAUAUCUCCUUGAGAGGCUGCUAGUGUCGGAAAUAGGAAUGUUUACGUUUUGAAAAUGUAGCAGAGAAAUAAAGUGUUGGUGGGAAGGAAAAACCACAGGGGUUCUUAAAGUCUGCUUUGACUCCUCUCACUCUCUUCUUGCCCGUAAAGUUAGCCUCGAAGCGAAAGGAACGGUUUCCAACAUGAUAGAAUUAGGUACUGACGGGGCUCAUAUAACGUUUACAUUUACGGCCCUUAAGAGUGUGAUUUGUGUGGAGCGACGUCACUGUCACGCCAUUUCAUCACAAAGGUACGACACAAACGUAGCGAGCAUGCAGCUGAUGGUACGCGAGAAAAAGGGAGCUUAAAAGGCCAGUUGGUGCCACACAUGCAUGGGGUAAUGUACAUUUAAUCCAUUUUUACUAUAAUUGUUGUCUCAUUCAGUUGUAUUGUAAUAGAAAACGGGAUUUUGUUGUCUAUUUUAUUGUAUUUUUUAGAUUAUUUUUCUGUCGUGUCUUAUUUUCAUUCUGUUAUCUUCUUGUAUGCUAUUUCAACAACAUAUUUUUAUUUUAUUUUUUUUGGGACCGCCAAGAAAACAUUUGUUACACAGCUAAACUUGAAAAAAUAAUAUUGAUAAUAAUUAAUAAAAGUAACAAAUAUACUGAAGGCUGUUGU